Molecule: messenger RNA, 1588 nt
Organism: Theobroma cacao (cacao)
Lineage: Eukaryota; Viridiplantae; Streptophyta; Magnoliopsida; Malvales; Malvaceae
Product: aspartyl protease family protein At5g10770-like
Biological process (GO): proteolysis
Molecular function (GO): aspartic-type endopeptidase activity
Source: RefSeq, a predicted model, not a curated record
AAUUCCAAUUGUGAAACAUUACACAGAGAGAGAGCUUUAAGUCGAUGGCUGCUCUCGUCUUUUUAUUGCUUCUGUACUCUUCAAAAAAUAGCUAUGCCUUUCAGGAAAAAAUGAGUACCCUGGAAACUGAGCUUCUUCGUCAUAGUCAUGUUUCUCAGAUAAGUUCCCUGCUGCCAUCAACUGUAUGCAACUCAUCCACCAAAGUUAUGAACAGAAAGUCAUCACUCGAAGUAGUACACAAGCAUGGCCCGUGCUUUCAGUCGAGCCAGGACAGAGCAAAGGUUCCCUCUCACGCUGAAAUUCUGAGUCAAGACCAGUCCAGGGUAGAUUCAAUCCACUCCAGGCUUUCCAUGAAUUCCAUGGAGGAGAUGGAUGUUGUUACACUUCCAACCAAGAAAGGAAUCUCGGUCGGCACAGGCAACUACCUUGUCACUGUGAGCUUUGGCACGCCAGGGAAAAAAUAUGCUCUCAUAUUUGACACCGGUAGUCACUUCACUUGGACCCAGUGUGAGCCAUGCGCAGGGUUUUGCCAUGACCAAGUCGAACCAAUAUUCGACCCUUCAAAAUCAAGGUCAUAUGCCAACAUUUCCUGUCGCGCAGCAACAUGCAAUCAGAUUUCUGCAGAAGGUAUGCAGCAGGAUUGUUCUUCCUCGACAUGUGUGUACGGUAUCUCUUAUGGUGACUCGUCGUCUUCAGCAGGCUUUUUGGCCAAAGAAAAGUUAAGAAUUUCGCGGUCAGAUGUGUUCCCAGGCUACUUAUUUGGUUGCGGCCAACAGAACCAAUUUCUAAGAGGGAACCGUGUAUCUGGGCUCAUAGGGCUUGGGCGAGGCAAGUUUUCCUUUGUAACACAAACUGCCAGGAAAUAUAAAAAAAUCUUUUCCCACUGUUUACCAUCAGAUGAUAGCUUAACGGGGUACCUUACCUUUGGUGGAACCAAACUCCCAAAGACCAUCAAGUUCACACCAAUGUCAAAAUCAUUCCGGAAUACACCAUUUUACGGCCUUGACAUCAUCGGAAUAAACGUCGGCGGCCAAAGGGUACCCAUCAAAAGCUCAGUUUUCACCACUGCUGGUGCGAUUAUUGACUCUGGAACUGUAAUCACUCGCCUCCCUCCUACAGCAUAUUCUCAACUCAAAUCGUCGUUUCAGAAAUAUAUGACCAGCUAUCCAAGGGCACCCGCGCUCUCAAUCCUUGACACGUGCUAUGACUUUAGCGGUUCUGAUGUUAUUAUAACGCCUACGAUCAGCAUAGUCUUCAAUGGCGGUGUUGAGGUGGAUAUCGACUUCAGCGGGAUUUUCUACAUUAGAAAAGUAUCGCAAGCGUGUCUGGCCUUCGCCGCAAACAAGGAUGCUAGGGAUGUGGCCAUUUUUGGAAAUGUUCAGCAGAAGACAUAUGAGGUGGUCUAUGAUGAUGUUAAAGGAAGGGUUGGGUUUGCACCCCGUGGUUGUAACUAAGAUAAGCAACCAGGGGAGCUAGGAAGACAAUCUUCGUUUAUCAUGGCAUUAUUGUGAUAAUGCAGAGUCGUUUAAUAAGUCUUACUAAAUAAAAUAAGAACGUUUAAACUUGCAAAGCAAGAUUGCAAUAGAUU